Messenger RNA from Struthio camelus australis, 3644 nucleotides. NCBI's taxonomy places the organism in Eukaryota, Metazoa, Chordata, Aves, Struthioniformes, Struthionidae. The record is from RefSeq and is a predicted model, not a curated record.
UUACCGGCAACCAGGGCUACUGAUGUCUUGAAUAUGUAUUUCUCUUAGGCUGACAACAAAAGUACUUUUUUUUGUUGUGUGUGCAUGGUUUUAAACUACCUCUUGUCUUCAGUCACAACACUUGUAUCUUUUAUAUUACUAUAAAUCCAAGUUUUGUUUUUUGAGCGUUGGUAUCUGAUAGAGAUGAUUGUGUAUAUUUGUUUCUAUAUGGCAGAUUAAACUGUGCCAUAGAUGAGUAACAAUAGUUUAUGGCUGUUCAGGAGUGAAUGGGUUGUUCAUUGUAGGCCACGAUAUAGUAAUUUUUAUAAUCAUAAAACAUCUUCAGUUAGCAUUUUUUCCUUGUGAGUAUUGCUAACUGGUAAACAGUCUAAUUUUAUCUAACAGUUGGUGUUAUGCUUCUUCCCAAGAUCAAAAAUCUUGUUUUGGGAAGACUAGAACAAUGUUCAGUUACAUGAUAUAACUGUCUUAAACUAAGCUAAAAAUCUAUUGAUGACACUGUUUUGGGUAGAAACUUGCAGUAAAUUAAUCUGGAAAUGCCCUCCUCAGAGAUCAUCCUUGGUAUAGUAUGCCACUUGAAUAUUUCUUUCUACUGAACUUGCACAAACAUGGAAUUAAAAAGUAAGACAAACAGCUUCCCUACCCUUUAGGUACUUGAGUUAUUUAGUACAGGGAAUGUGCAUCUAUAAUAAAUAGGACAGCUUGUGCUUGCAGUUGUGAAUGGAGACUUGUUUAGACUAGUGUUUUCUCAUGUCAUAUUUGAGUAGAUGUUGCACGAUUUUGUAACUUCGAAACAAGUUCUUUAAAGAUUCAACUUUGUGGUAUGAGGAAUACUCCUUUGUAUUCUUCUAUGUUCUUGACAGCUGUAAAAUAGCUGCUGGUAAGUGAUAUAAAUGUGAGAAUCCUAAUUUUGCAGUUCUGUCCAUGUGGACAUUCCUCAUAUGUUCAGGUCCCUUUUUAAAAUUGCAGUAGACCUUUUUUGUGGCUGUAAGAACCUGCCUCUGUAUGUCAUGAUGAAGGGCUUGAAUAAUACAUGAAAUGAAGAUUUUAAGAAAAAGACAAUAGGUGAUUCAUGUCAGAAGACUUGCAUAAAGAAUAGUCACUUCUUACCAUAGUCAUACUUAAUUUUUUCAAAUCUUCUCUUAACUAUGGGACUGUUUCUGCAAUAUGACUAGUUUUUUACUUGAUUUUUCACUUUUUGGUUAAACUCAAGCCACCUACUCGCAUGUUUAGUUAUGACAUGCAUGGUAUUUGUAGUCAUCCAAGUUCCUCUCUGUGCUUUCUGUAACUGAUAACAAAUUUCCCUUUGAAUAAUUACGGUUAACUGUUAUAUACCUUUUCUGGGAAAAAUGAACACUACUUUUUUUCUAUUUAAAUGUUUUCAAGCAGAAGACUUUUAGCCACUGCAAAGCAUAAGCAGGAAUAUAUCUGGAAAAACAUUUUGGCCUUUUUAACCUAUUCAAACCACUGAGAAGUGACACUGAUUACUGUAGUAGCUUAUGUUAUUUCUUAAAUUCCCUUUGUGUUGUCUUUACACUAAAAUACUAAAUCAGUACUUAAAUAUAUGAAUACCUGAUGUGAAGAAUUCUCCCGGCAAUUGGGAAAAUUAAGAAUGAGUCAAGAAAGUAAAUUGAUUUCUGUGGAUCUUUAAUCCCAACUUGGACUUUAAGUCUAUAAACUCAAAUAUGUUAUGCAAAAUAUUCUAAAAAAAAUCUUGACCUGUUAAACAAAAGAUAUAGCAUACUUUUACAGAAACUUCUUAUGAGCCACAGGGUGACCUUUUUUCCCCACAUCGCUUCUGAGUCUUAGCAGUGAUGGCUCCGUGUUGGAGAGAAUGAGCUGGACAGGGUGGAGAGCUUCCAAAAACUAGGUUCAGUUACUGGAACAAUUUUCUAUUGAGUUAACAUAGCUGUUAACACAGCUGAUACACCCUGAAUGGAAACAAGACUUCUGCUUAUAUGAAAACAAAGAUGUAGUAUUCAGAACUCAAAUGGGUAGGAAGCAGGCACUGAUAUUUGUAUUCUGUAAUAUUUGUUAGUGUUCUUUUCAACAGAAUCAUAGCUUGCUACAAAUACUAUGUGUUUUAGGUUAUGAAUGUAGUUUUAAUACUAACUGUAUUGAAAUAUAUUUUUUAGUAUUUUGGGUUUACAGUGUUUAAUGCUUUUAAAGCUUUUCACAUAUGGGUUGUCAGGAAUCUAGUGCUGUUGUGCAUAUGAAAUGAAAUCACUAAUUUCAGGAUAAUGAAUUAUAUAAGGACUUAAGCUGAAGCUUUUCAGUAGUACCUUGCUGAAGAUACAUGCUCAUUUAAUGAAUUUGAACUAGGGUUUUGAAACUGCAUUAAGUAGAAACAUAUUUACUUAAACUCUUGCCGUAGAAUAAUUCCUACAUCUCGGUCAACAGUGAACUUAAUGUUGUUCUGUGCCUUUUCAUUUUUAGAAACUUCAGUCAUUAGCGGUCUUAUUUUUUUUCCCUUCACGCGUCCUAAGGACAACAUAUUUUUUCAAGUUCUUUAAGUAUUCUUGCACAACGCGGAAAAAGAAGAAACGCUUCAGUGAAUGAGGAGUUUUAUGCUUCUAUAGCAUUUUUCUUGAGAAGUGGGUCUUUGAAUGAGGAUGACAAUGGAAGAGAUGAAGAAUGAAGCAGAGACCACUUCUAUGGUUUCCAUGCCACUUUAUGCUGUUAUGUACCCCGUCUUUAAUGAGCUAGAAAGAGUAAAUCUAUCUGCAGCUCAGACACUGAGAGCAGCUUUUAUUAAGGCUGAAAAAGAAAAUCCAGGUCUCACACAGGACAUAAUUAUGAAAAUUCUGGAGAAAAAAAGUGUGGAUGUAAACUUUACAGAGUCUCUUCUGCGUAUGGCAGCUGAUGAUGUAGAAGAAUAUAUGAUUGAAAGACCAGAACCAGAAUUCCAAGACCUGAAUGAAAAGGCACGAGCACUUAAACAGAUUCUUAGUAAGAUUCCUGAUGAGAUAAAUGACAGAGUGAGAUUUCUUCAGACAAUCAAGGACAUCGCGAGUGCAAUAAAGGAACUUCUUGACACAGUAAAUAAUGUCUUCAAGAAAUAUCAAUACCAGAACCGGAGGGCACUUGAGCACCAAAAGAAAGAGUUUGUAAAAUACUCCAAAAGUUUCAGUGAUACUCUGAAAACCUACUUUAAAGAUGGAAAGGCAAUAAAUGUGUUCAUAAGUGCCAACCGACUAAUUCAUCAAACCAACUUGAUACUCCAGACCUUCAAAACUGUGGCCUGAAAACUGUAUAUGUUGAGUUGUACUUUUCAAUGGUGGAUAGGGUACCUUUAUAUGUAAAUUUUAAAGUUUUGACUGUAUAAAUUAUCAGCCCCUCUUGAAGGGGCCUAAUGCAGGAUUUUGAAUGGGAUUAUUGCCAUCUUACACCAUAUUUUUGUAAAACAUUGUAGCUUAAUCAUAAUCUCACAAUGAAGAUUUUGCAUCACUUUUUGCUAUUAUCAUUCUUUUCAGAAUUAUAAGCCAAAAGAAUUUACGCCUUAAUGUGUCAUUAUGUAACAUUCCUUAUAAGAAUUGUAAAUAUUUGGUGUUCUGUUUCUGACAUUUUAACUUGAAAGCGAAAAACUGCAAGAUUAUGUAUUUAACAAUAUUGGUGGCAAAUAUUCAAUAAAUAGUUUACAUCUGUUA